AGUUUCCGGCGGACAUUAUUAGACGUAGGACUCCUCGAAGAUGGCGGCGCCCUCCUCCGAGGCAGAGCUGGGGUCCAGCUCCGAGCCGCCCGACAGUGACUUUAAAAAGCCGGUCCUGCCAUUGCCCUCGGCGUCGCGGGAGCAUACCCCGGGCCCCGCUCCUCGGGAGGUGAAGGAGCAGGAAGAGGAGAAGGAGCCGCCGCUGGCCGUCGGUCCUGGAGAGCGGGGAGUCCGGCCGGCCCAGCGGAGAGACGUCCAGGAGGAGCCCGGACCCGGGCCCCCAGCCGAGGAGAAGCCCCGGCCGUCUAGAGCAGCGGCUGGAGCUCCUCCGGCUGGAAGCCCGGUUCCGGCUCUCCCCUAUCAGGAGCCACCUUGGGGGGGACCCCCCGACGCUCCCUACAGCCUGGAAACUCUGAAGGGCGGAACUAUACUGGGCAGCCGCAGUCUGGAGGGCCGGAGCCGCUGCGUGUUCGGGCGCCUGCCCGGCUGCGACGUGAUCCUGGAGCACCCUUCGGUGUCUCGCUUCCACGCCGUGCUGCAGCACGGGGCGCGGGACCCGGCGGGGGACGAAGACCCCCGCGGACCCGGUUUCUACUUGUACGACCUGGGGAGCACUCACGGCACCUUCCUGAACAAAAUUCGCGUCCCGCCCCGCACCUACUACCGCGUGCACGUGGGCCACGUUCUCCGCUUCGGGGGCAGCACCCGGCUCUUCAUCCUGCAGGGACCAGAAGAUGAUAAGGAGGCAGAAUCCGAACUAACGGUAACUCAGUUGAAGGCUUUGCGAAAGCAGCAGCAGAUGAAAUUAGAGAAGAAGAUGUUGGGUGAAGACUCAGAUGAGGAAGAGGAGAGAGAUGCCACAGAAGAGAAGAGAAAUACUAGUAGUCAGGAUGUUGAGAUGGGGUGUACUUGGGGAAUGGGAGAAGAUGCUAUUGAAGAUGAAGUUGAAGAGAACCCUAUCGUCAUAGAGUUUCAGCAGGAACGUGAAGCAUUUUACAUAAAGGAUCCCAAAAAAGCCCUGCAGGGGUUUUUUGAAAGAGAAGGAGAAGAAUUAGAAUAUGAAUAUGAUGAACAGGGACACAGCACUUGGCUUUGCAGAGUUAGGUUGCCUGUGGAUGAUUCAUCAGGAAAACAACUGGUGGCUGAGGCCAUUCACUCAGGGAAGAAAAAGGAAGCAAUGAUCCAAUGCUCCCUGGAAGCCUGUCGGAUGCUCGAUGCUUUGGGUUUGCUGCGUCAGGAGGCAGUAUCUCGAAAAAGGAAAGCUAAGAACUGGGAGGAAGAAGAUUAUUAUGACAGUGAUGAUGAUACAUUCCUUGAUCGAACUGGCUUGGUUGAGAAGAAGCGACUUAACAGGAUGAAAAAAGCUGGAAAGAUUGAUGAUAAGCCAGAGACCUAUGAUUCACUGAUUGGGAAGUUAAAUAACGCAGAGAAGGAACUUGCUGAGAUUUCAGAGAAGUUAAAAGUUUCAGACAAAGCCCUAUCAGAGUCUACACCACAGGAUUCUUUGGAUGCAUUCAUGACAGAAAUCAAAUCAGGGAGCACAUUAGAUGGUGUGUCCCGGAAAAAGCUUCAUUUAAGAACCUUUGAGCUGAGGAAAGAGCAGCAGAGACUUAAAGGGCUGAUUAAACUUGUGAAACCAACAGAGAUGCCAGAGCUUAAAAAGACUGAAAACCAGGCUGAAAACUUGGAAAACAAGCCUAAAAAGCUAACGUUGCCUCUUUUUGGUGCCAUGAAAGGAGGAAGCAAAUUUAAAUUAAAAACUGGAACAGUAGGGAAGUUGCCCCCUAAGCGUCCAGUACUCCCUCCAAAUUUAAUAAGAAUGAAGGAUGAGCCUGAAGAAGAGGAAGAGGAGGAGGAAGAAGAAGAAGAACAUAAAGAAGAAAUAGGAUCCAUGGAUCAUGGACCUCAUAAAAUGGAAAUGCAGUCAGAAGAAGCAAUGCAAGAAACUUGUCCAACUCCAAAUCUUUCAGAUCAGAAGAGACUGAUGGAUACCGGACCUGAAACAGGAUCUUCUUCGACUCAGCCCAGCCAGGAAGGACUGAAUAAAGGAUCCCUAGAGGGCGAGGGAGAGGCCCUGGUACAAGGGGCAUCCUCGGAAUCAAAGAAUAGCUGCAAGCAGAGCAAGGAAGUACUGAAGAAAGCUGCUGGUCCAAGCAGAUUACCGCAGAUACUUUCCUCAAAGUAUCCAGAAGAUGAUCCAGACUACUGUGUAUGGGUACCGCCUGAAGGCCAGAGUGGUGACGGCAGGACCCAUCUUAAUGAAAAAUAUGGCUAUUGAUUUCUUCGAGCUCCCAAAUUCUUUCUUUUAUUUGUUACUACCCAAGAGGGGACAUUGUGGCACCUGCAUUAACUGAUGCAGCUCGUCAUCAUUUCAAGUUGAAUGGCCAAGGAGGAGGCAUUUGGUCAACUAUUUGUAAAAAACUGGAUGGCUUGAUCUCUUCACCCACAUUCUUGGCUUUCUGAACUGAUGACCUUUGAUCUUUGUCUCCUUUUGGAAAUGAUUCAUGUGCUUGGUGUUCAUGCAUCAAAGUGAAAGUUUGUGUAUGUAUAUAAGAUAAGAACUGUAUAUUUCCGGGCCAAGUAAAACAGGAGAAAAAUAUGUUUUCAUGGGUUUUCUACAUCAUUAAAUAUGAGAUAAAAAAUA
Trichosurus vulpecula (common brushtail) is the source of this 2644-nucleotide messenger RNA. It is a transcript of the gene SLC4A1AP, whose product is annotated as solute carrier family 4 member 1 adaptor protein. The record is from RefSeq and is a predicted model, not a curated record. The transcript has 14 exons. Gene Ontology annotation, molecular function: mRNA binding; protein binding. Bases 41 to 2278 code for a protein of 745 amino acids. Lineage: Eukaryota; Metazoa; Chordata; Mammalia; Diprotodontia; Phalangeridae.